This is a messenger RNA of Polychytrium aggregatum, 1733 nucleotides long. RefSeq lists its product as uncharacterized. The record is from RefSeq and is a predicted model, not a curated record. NCBI's taxonomy places the organism in Eukaryota, Fungi, Chytridiomycota, Chytridiomycetes, Polychytriales. The transcript is spliced from 4 exons. Bases 93 to 1460 code for a protein of 455 amino acids. Gene Ontology annotation, molecular function: protein binding.
GAGGACGCUCCCAGCAUCUUGCCUUCCAAGGACACUCCUACUGCCUGCUCCUCGCCAGCCGGCUUGCCAGCAAACUCACCUCAUCGUCCAGGAUGAACUCCAGCAACAUCCAGUGGCUGCUCACCUACGGCUCCGCGGGCCUGUCCCUCCCGCAGUGCGCCCAGACAGCCUCCUCAGGCCCCUUUCUGUCGUCGCUCGGCGACAGCCUCUAUGCAACCAAUGUCUGCGCCAACGUCCAUCCCAACUCGGCCAGCGGCUUCUAUGGCUACUACACCUUCAAUUCCACAACGCAGACCGUUGGCUGGUCCAACUGCGGCAGCGACCAGACCUGCGCCCCGAGUUCCUGCAGUCCGACCCCGCCCGACUUUCCAAAGAACCCGGCGCUGCCGCGGCCCUGUAACGGCGACGUGCUGGCGAUCUAUGAUUCGACCGAAACCGUUGGCGGCUUUGCCAACGCUUUCGGAACCAGUUCUUUCGUCUAUGUGACCUAUAGCGCCGACCAGCCCUGCUCGGCACCCUACAAAUCCGACCGGCGACCUGUCUUCCCGGCCUGCACCAAGGUCAACGAAGGUGUCUAUGCAAUCACCCUCCGCAAACCCGUCGACAACCAAACGACAGCGCUGUCGAGCUAUGGCUGCACGGAUUCGGCCUGCACCCAGAACUGCUCGCCCUAUGGACUCUCGUUCUUCCUGUCGCCGACUCCCCUGUGCUCGCCGAGCUCGACCGGCUCGUUCCGCUCCGACUACCGUCUGAUCUCCAGCACGGCCCUAUCGAGCUUUCUGACGGCCUUGCCCACGGGUCCAUCAAUGAACGGAGCAUCGGGUUCCGCUUCCACAUCUCCCCCGGUCGCACUUUCAACCUCCCAGCCGGCUAUCAGCUCCACCACGGACCAGAAGAUACCCCUCUUGGCUGGGCUCGGAACUGCCGGUAUUGUCCUCAUCUGUGCAGCCGUUCUGCUGCUCAUCUACCACCGCCGCCGCAAGACCCAGCAUCAAAAGGACUUUGACAAGCUGGUGCAAAGCUACAAUCCAGCGCCCCCGACGCCGCCCCAACUCGGUCCUCAAAUCAUCCGACACGCUUCCGAGAUCCCGAUGAGCGACAUCUCACAGUCGGCGAGCACUUUGGACGUGGCCAUCUACCGCUCCGUAGUCUGCUAUGAGCCCCUGAAGGGCGACACCCACGAAAUCGACCUGCGGAUCGGCGACAUUGUUGGCGUCAUUGCAAUCUUGAAUGACGGAUGGGCACAGGCCCACAACCACACCACCGGUCGCUCUGGCCUUGUCAAGCUGCAAAAUCUCCGUGUCCUUGGCGACGACUUGUUUUCGGACAGCAACCUUCCCCGAUACGACCAUCUGAUGGAGCCCUCGCCGGCCCUGACCUCGUCGUCGGUCUCGGUCGUUCCAUCGCCGCGGAUUUCGACCGACGGAUUGUGGUCUGCCCGAAGCUUCCGUUCCAGUUGAUUCAUUUCAGGGUCGGCGGGAGGGCAUGGUGCCAACCCGGCGCAUCGACCACGCCGUCUCGCCCCGCAGGUGCCGACCCCAUCCUUCCACCACCAGCCCCGUGCUCUGUGCCGUCCUUUCUGCUUCUUUGCGUAAUGUACAGCGCGGCUGGUGAGCGGGGGGGGGCGCCUUUCCUUUCUUUUUUUCUCGCUCUCUCGGCGUCUCGUGGGGGCUGUCAUGUCCGCCAACGCGCCGACUCACGCAUAUACUUUGUGUCGAUAAUAUGAAAGCGGG